Agrilus planipennis (emerald ash borer) is the source of this 2086-nucleotide messenger RNA. RefSeq lists its product as uncharacterized. The record is from RefSeq and is a predicted model, not a curated record. Gene Ontology annotation, cellular component: extracellular matrix. The transcript is spliced from 5 exons. Lineage: Eukaryota; Metazoa; Arthropoda; Insecta; Coleoptera; Buprestidae. The coding region runs from base 63 to 1985 and encodes 640 amino acids.
CAUACACGUCGACAUCUCAGAAAAAACCAGCACCCAAACACAAACAGAUCAACACAAGUGCCAUGUCUCUCAAAUUGUUUGCAUUCGUCGUUCUUGCGGCUGCAGCAAACGCUGGGUUAAUUCCCACCGCCCCAGUUGCUGUAGCAAAAUACAGCGCUGCCCCAGCGGUAUCGUACGCAUACCAAUCUGCCCCCAUAGCAGCCCACGCUUCCGCUGCUUACGCUGCAGCUCCAGCUGCUUAUGCUGCAGCCCCAGCUGCUUACUCUGCAGUUCCAGCUGCUUACGCUGCAGCUCCAGCUGCUUACGCGGCGGCUCCAGUUUACCAAAAAUACGCCGCCCCAUUAGCCCCAGUUGUCCAUGCCGCCCCAGUAGCCCAUUACGCUCCCAUUGCCCACGCUGCACCCAUCGCUAAAGCCGUCGUUGCCGAACCGUACGCUCCACCCCAUUACGACUUCGGCUACUCCGUGUCUGACCCUCACACCGGUGACUCAAAGAGCCAACAAGAGUCGCGAGUCAACGACGUCGUCCAUGGAAGUUACUCUCUGAUCGACGCCGACGGUUUCAAGAGGACCGUCGAGUACACCGCUGACGAUCACAACGGUUUCAACGCAGUCGUACACAGGGAACCCCUUGGUAAAGUUAUUGCCCCAGCACCAGUCGCCUAUGCUGCCCCAGUCGCCAAGGUUGUGGCCCCAGCUUUGACGUACGCCGCCCCAGUCGCCAAAUACAUCCAUAUUAUUUUAUUUGCCUACGUAUGGACUGUAGCAACUGCUGGUGUUCAACAAGCUCCCGCCGUUUCUUACAGCUACAUAUCACAUCCAAGUGACCACGUCCAACACUAUGUGCCACAAGUGAUAAAGAAAACAGUUUCACCAUUCCUGUACACCGCACCUGUUGAAAGACCAUCUUACGUGAGUCAUUCUCCCACAAUAAUCCACCACCAAUCGCCCACGUAUCAAAUCCAUAAGAUUCAGGAGCCCGCUUUGAUUCCCAAAGUUGCUUUUCCAACUAUUUACACUCAGCCGGUCCACGUCCCGACUAUUCGCAAGGAAAUUAGAGUCGCUCCUGUACAAUUACCCCCAAUUCAUAGAACUAUACAAAUUGAGAAUGAGCAGGACGUCCCGGCCCAUUAUGAAUUUGGUUACUCGGUUGAAGACCAUCACACUGGUGAUAUAAAGAAGCAGCAGGAGAUUAGAAAUGGUCACGUCGUGCAGGGAAGUUACUCGCUUAUUGAUCCUGAUGGUUUUAAGAGGGUGGUCCAAUAUGCCGCCGAUGACCACAAAGGGUUCACUGCUGUGGUACACAGAGAACCCAUUGGGAAGGUUAUUACGAAAGUGGCAGCCCCACCUAUCAGUAUCGAACCUAGUCUCGAGUACAUUAUCCAAUUAAAAAUGGUCUACAAAAUAUUCGUUAUGGCUGCUAUUGUUGCAACAGCAGCUGCAGGAGUCGUUCCAGCAUCCCAUGCUGUUUCUUACGCCUACCAGUCCGCCCCUGAGGUCUCCCACGCACCCUUAGCCGUUGCUACUCCCGUAGCUUACGCCGCAGCACCUGUAUACCAAAAAUACGCCGCUCCAGUAGCUUCAAUUGUUCAUGCUGCCCCAGUAGCCCCAGUUUUUCAUGCCGCUCCAGUAGCCCCAGUUGUCCAUGCCGCCCCAGUAGCCCAUUACGCUCCCAUUGCCCACGCUGCACCCAUCGCUAAAGCAAUCGUUGCCGAACCAUACGCUCCACCCCAUUACGACUUCGGCUACUCCGUGUCUGACCCUCACACCGGUGACUCCAAAGCCCAACAAGAGUCGCGAGUCAACGACGCGGUCCAUGGAAGUUACUCCUUAAUCGAUUCCGACGGUUUCAAGAGGACCGUGGAAUAUACCGCUGACGACCAUAACGGCUUUAACGCAAUCGUACACAGGGAACCUCUCGGUAAAGUUAUUGCCCCAGUGUCUCCAGUAGCGUACGCUGCCCCAGUCGCAAAAUUAUUACACUGACUUUGAAACAACAAUUUUCCUUUAAUUCGUUAUUAGACAAUACCAUUUCUACUAUAAAUAAAUAUAUUAUUUAUUUCAAUCGUUAUAAAUGUGAAUGUUUA